GAAAAAAAAUCUGGGGACAAAGCGAUCUUCCGUAAAUAAGCAAAAUGGCGUCGUCUGAGUUUCCCUUACACGAAAGAGUAUUCAAUGGCGACAUUAAACGGGUUUCUAGAUUGAUACGAACCUGUGACGUAUCUCAGAGAGACAAUCAUGGAAAUACUCCUCUACACCUUGCAGUCAUGCUUGGGCAUAAAGAAUGUGUGCAUUUGCUACUUGCUCAUGGAGCCCCGGUGAAGGUGAAAAAUGCUCAGGGAUGGACACCAUUGGCAGAAGCCAUCAGCUAUGGUGAUCGACAGAUUAUUCUCUUGGUAUUACGGAAACUGAAACAACAGUCCCGGGAAGCCUUAGAACAAAGACGCCCUCUGAUUGUCCAGGCUCUUAAAGACAUUGGAGACUUUGACAUGGAGCUUAAAUGGGAUUUUCAAAGCUGGGUGCCCUUGGUAUCAAGUAUUUUACCAUCUGAUAUUUGUAGGAUACGAAAGAAAGGAUCGCGAAUACGACUAGACACUACAUUAGUGGAUUUUACAGAGAUGAGAUGGGAGAGAGGCGAUAUUACUUUCAUGUUCAAUGGUGAAGCUGAGCCCAGAAACAGUUUGACUGUGCUUGAUAACAAAGCAAAAGUGUUCCAGAGAGUCAGAUAUGAGGAUACAGACAUAGAACUGGAAGAGGAAGUUGAUAUUCUGAUGAGCAGUGACAUUGUGGCAGCUCAAAUGUCAACCAAGAAAAUCACAUUUUCUCGUGCUCAAAGUGGUUGGCUGUUCAGAGAAGAUAAAUCUGAGACUAUUGGAGGUUUCAGAUCUCAUUUUUACUGUGUGAACAACCUUGUACUGGAGUCCAAGAAAAGACGCGAGCAUUUGUCUGCAGAAGACAUUCAGAAAAACAAAACCACCCUGGAAAACAUCGUCAAGGGCUCAUGGGACAAUGCCGAGGCUUCCAAUGGGCAGGAGCGACGGCGGUCACUUCAGCCCCCGGAAAUAUGCAACUACACGUGGACAGACUAUGCCACAUCACCACCUGGCCAACCACCGUGCCUCGGCCGAACCAAAAUCUCCAAAGAAAGCUCAAAAGCCUUCAAAGCAACAGUUGCAAUGAGCGACGACUUCCCAAUGACUGUUGAAGUACUGCUAGAUGUUCUGGAAGUUGUGGCUUCUUUCAAACAGUUCCAGAAGCUCAGAGAUUUUAUGACCUCAAAGCUCCCUCCAGGCUUCCCAGUUAGAAUAGAAAUCCCAGUGUUUCCAACCAUCACGGCAAAGGUGACCUUCACCAGCUUUAAAUGGAAGACGGACCUGUACAGCAGCCUGUUCAGCAUUCCCCAGACCUACACCGAGGACCCCAGCCGCUUCCCCGACUUGUGACAAUACAUGGAGCUCUACACCGUCCACAUCGCCUGCAGCCUGAGGGAGGACCACGCCUUUGUGCCCCUGGACAGUGUCCGCCCUGCCACCGAAAGCUGUUGCUGGCGCAAGUGGAGUGACCAAUCGCCGCCAAGGAGCAGCAUGUCAUCUCUUGGCUCUCCAGUUUUACUUAAGUUUACAUCGUCGUCGCCAGUCAAGGAGGAAAGAGAUUGUGAGAGACGGGUCUUGCAACAGACGACGACAUCGUGUGAUAGAAGGAGUAUUGCUGGGUUUGUCACUCCUUCGCCUGAGACUUGUUCGCAUUGUGAGAAUAAGCAGCAAAAAAGUUCACUACUGCCGUGGAGAGGCUUUAAAGGGGGCAAUAAGGCGUUGUCCCGUCAUGGUCAUUGUCAUCGGGUUGAUUUUGACAAUGAAUUCACUCAUCGAAGCACGAUGCGGCUACAUCGUGACCUGGAGCAUUCUGGUCAAGGUCACAGUAACACGCCAAUGGCAGAUUGUGGCUGGUGUAAGGGGCAGUGUCCAUCAGUUGUUAAGUGCUCAUGUGUAUUGGCGGGAUGUUGUUAUGGAGCUAUGCGGAUGGGGCAUAGAGCUGAAACAUGUCCCAAAACUGAUCACAAGGAUGUUAGUGCUGAAAUUGUUGUUGAACAAGAUGUAUACAGCUGUCUUGAUGGCUGCUGUAUUGUUGAAAAUGAAUCGCCUGUUGUGAGAGAACGUGCUGUUGUCAGUGUCAGCGGUGGUGGACGUGUCGCCAAUAUUACUGCUGUUCAAGGUCCAGUGUGUGCUAGUCGGAGCAAAGCCCAAGGAAAGCAAUAUUAUUGUGUGCCGUGUGAAAGGGGGGGUUGUGUGUGUGCAUCUUGUGGGUGUUGUGUGUGCGACUCUAAGAAGAGUGUCUGUCUUGAUCUACCGUUGACCAAUUUUGGGUUCUACAGCGGAGAGGUUACGAUUCUGUUUUGAUUCCUUAAAUUUUUUAAUGCCUUUUUACUUACUGACUUUUAUGCAAGUGGUUGUUAGCUCCAGUGUGGUCUACUACUUCUUUUUUUAAUCUUUAGUUUUUGCUUUUCUCUUAAGUCUUUUUCUGGCCAAAUGUUGUCGUUGUUGUACUGACCAUGCGUAAACUACUCCCUGACAACAUACUUAUUUAUAAUUUUGUGAAGAACAUUAACCCUACAUCAUGUCUUCUACUUUAAGCAUGAUCCUGGGCUAUGUUCAUUACUGCCUUUCCAGCUUGGUAUUUAUCUGUUUAGCCUAUCUAUCAUGUGCUAAAUGGUUGGAGCACACCAUUGGUAGGCCCUUUUCUUUUUUUUUUUCUCUAGGUUGUUUCUGUCUGUUCAUCUUAGUUUUUCCCUACCCGAACUGACUGUUAUGAGCGUAUAUUUCAUAAUGUGUCUAUGUGCAUUUUUUAACUUAAAAGAGAAUAAAACUAGCUUUAUGCAUUUUCUGGGAUGAGCUGUUCUGUGGUGUUCCCCUAAGAAUUUCCUUGUCUGGGUCUGGAUGUGGUAUCUGAGGUGCCGAAUUUCCUGAUAAAUCUGUGUUUCCGAAUUUCUGAAAUUAUCUGGUUUCUCUUGACCUUAGGCCGAUACUCACUUAAAGUCUCGAUACAAAGUGUACUAAACAGUAUGGUCCAUAAAUUUUCAGUAACAUUUAAGCAGGGUGCGAAAGUUCGGGUGGGGGGGGGGGGGGUGUAGCCAGUUGGCACCCCUGGUGUUUUGCUGGUUGAGUUUUUCACUGUCUAUUUCUUUGUGACUCGCUGGUUAUUUUCCUUUUUUUAUACUAUUGUUAGUACCAUUAGGAAGACCUAACAGAAGAUGGGAAUAGGACAUAGAAAUCUGGGUUGGAACCAAAACAACUCGGGCAGGCAAAAGGGCAUGAGACACUGUUUUAUUGCCGAAAGGUCGAAGAAGCAACGUCCAGCUACUGUAAAAGGCAAAGAAGAAGAACAUCCAGACUUGCUGUUUGUCACUGUCGUUCAUUUCUCGCUUUGUCUCACAGCAUUCGUUUUGGAAAAUGGAUGACAGGCAUCGGUUUAGAUUUAAGUCUGUAUUAUUUGUAGGGUUUUCUUCAUUAUUCUCCACGUCCGGUCUUUGUUUGAGAAGGACCCGGUUUUAUACUGGAAGUUGAUUAUGCUGAUUUGUGUUUUUACUAAUUUUCUUUGGGAGUACCGAUUUUCCCUCUAUGGUGAUGAAGGUUGUUUUUAUAUUGUGUUCUCUGGCCAGUGAUGUAACCACCAUCUGUAUUUGUUUUUUUAGCUUCAGUACUUCCAAAGCGUGUAAACAAGUAUUGAAUAUUGUACAGAAUGUUCCCAACCGAUGAAUUGUGAAAAAUGAGUCGUCUGUUGUGAGUGAAUGUGUUGUCCUUCAGAUGGACGUGUUGUGGAGAAGAGAAUUUUGGUUGCUGCUGUGCAGAUUCAGGUGUGUGCUAGUGGGACUGCUGUAGAGCAGUGUGAAUAUGUUGUCAUGUGAGAGAGGAGGUUGUUGCAGAUGAGCUCUGUGCUUGUCUUAUGUGAGACUCAGAAGGGUCUCUGUCCUGAUCUACCGUCGACCAAUUUUUUUUUUGUUCAGUCGUUGAGAGAUCAUGAUUUUGUUUUCGGUUCUUCAGGUUGUUAAAUGCCUUUAACGCCAGUCAAAAUUCCCAGUGCAAGUAAUUUUUUGUCUUGGUUUUGUACUUCAUACGGCAGUUAGAGACAGUUUUUGUCUCCGUAUGUGAAUCAUUGCUUAUAUAUAAACGAACAUGACUUUGUUA
Aplysia californica (California sea hare) is the source of this 4091-nucleotide messenger RNA. Its product is annotated as ankyrin repeat domain-containing protein 13C. Gene Ontology annotation, molecular function: protein binding. The transcript is spliced from 13 exons. The record is from RefSeq and is a predicted model, not a curated record. Gene Ontology annotation, cellular component: cytoplasm. NCBI's taxonomy places the organism in Eukaryota, Metazoa, Mollusca, Gastropoda, Aplysiida, Aplysiidae. The coding region runs from base 45 to 1352 and encodes 435 amino acids.